AUGGAUCUUGACAAUAAACAGAAGGAUAUUGUUAAGCUAAAGAAUGAGCUCCGAGAGAAGCUUCUUCGAAGGAAACUAGCCAAGAAUAGCGAGGUGCGACUAGGGUUUGGCGGACGAGUGAUUCUCCCGAGUGAGCUAGGUGAGCAGACCAUACCAGACCAUGCUUUGCCAAAGGAAGACCGCAGUAUACUGAGUGGUAUAACAGAUGCUACAAGUGACUCUAGAAUACAAGGAAUUACCGAGAUCUCAAAGGAAGGAACAAUUGGGGGAUUAAAUGUUGUCAAACAUUCAGAACAUGAAAUUCAAGAUGAAAGUCCAACACAACUAACCAAGAUUAGUGAAGGUGGAUACUCUGAAUUCAAGCAGGAGUAUUCUAAUAACACUCCACAGCCAGAGUUCAUUCUCGAUGACCAAAGGAAAGUUCUCAUGACUCCCAAAGCUUACAAGGCUAAGUUGAAACGCAUGAGAAAGGCUCAGGAAGAUACAGCUGCACUUAAAGAGCAGAAAUUACUCAGGCUCAAAGCUCAACAGAAAGCACAAAGACUUUCAAAGAACAAAACCAAGUACGACAAUUGCGAUCGUGUACUCAUCAACGAUGUAGUCUAUGCGGUGGCCGAUAACGGCAUCACUCUAGCGCCUUUACUGGAUCCCGAUUGCGAGAAGUCAGAGUAUUUGGUGUGGAAUAAUUGGAGAUACUCACGAAAUAGGUAUGGAGUAUUGAAACGGAAUGUGCGGACCAAAAGCGGGCCCCAAUGCCGAUACUUCUCUAGAACAGGAAUAUGCCAGAAAGGCAUUCAUUGUCGGUAUGUUCACGACAUGAACCGGGUGAUGCUCUGUCGGCAGUUUGUGGUUGGGAAAUGUGACCAUGAAUGUAUCUAUUCACAUGAGCGAACAGAGUUUAAUACGCCCAUUUGUCGUUUCCACUUGGAGGGAAAGUGCCUGAAUUCUCAAUGUCGAUAUAUUCAUCGAAUACCUCGCCAUGCUCAAGAUAAGACAUACAGUGUAUGGACAUGCCGGCCAUUUGCUGUAGGAGGGUGGUGCUUGCGAGGUUCUAUGUGUCCGUUUCUACAUUUAUACAACUGUCCUGAUUUUGAGGAGGUAGGUGUUUGCCCACGAGGCAAAAGCUGCUCGUUAGCACAUAUCAUCACAAAGCGUAUCCAGGAAUUGAUGGCUACACCUCAAGACACCAGUGGGGUGGUUGUUGCGCGAGACACCGACACAAAGAAGUUGAUUAACAGUUAUACGGUGGAGCCUUCAUUGCUUUUUGUGAAACCGGAGACAUCGAGUUUCUACAUAGACCAAGGAGAGGACGAGGCUGAUGAUUCCCAGUUGGUGAUUCAUUUGGGUACUAGCGAAGGUGAAGAGGGGGACGAGGACGAGGAGGGGGAGCGAAGUAGGCUUGUACUGGCUGAAAAGGGGGAAAUUGGGAAUGAAGAGAGGCUGGAGAUGGAAGACUGGAAGUUGGAGAUGGUGAGUGGCAUGUCAAAUGAAAAAGAGGAAGAUAAUGAUGGAGGUAAGGUCGAAGUUGAUGGAAAAAUAUGA
Sungouiella intermedia is the source of this 1542-nucleotide messenger RNA. The record is from the annotation of a GenBank genome assembly. Lineage: Eukaryota; Fungi; Ascomycota; Pichiomycetes; Serinales; Metschnikowiaceae.